Messenger RNA from Orycteropus afer afer, 1125 nucleotides. Lineage: Eukaryota; Metazoa; Chordata; Mammalia; Tubulidentata; Orycteropodidae. The record is from RefSeq and is a predicted model, not a curated record.
AUGCCUGUUCUGAAGAGUCUAGGGGUGGCAGACUCAAAGGUGCCCCGAGCGGGGACCCUGCCCCUGAGGACAUCUCGGAACCCUUUUGAGGAAGCCCCAGGGCUGACAGAAGACGAGGUCGGGGAGCUGGGGACGCUGCCCAUGGGGGCAUCCUGUCGCCGCCGGGCCACCCUGGAGAAGCUGGCGGGCCUGGCCCCCUUCCGGCUGGGCUGGGCCCCGGGCAAGCGGGCAGGCAGCCCGGUGGACGGGCAGCCUCGUUCCUUCCUGGGCCGCGUGCUGGGCCCUGGGUUCCGCAGGAGUUCAGCUGAUUUUGGGCUCCUGGCCCGGCUUCAGGGGAUCCGACCGCAGGGCGAAGACGAAGUCACUGGGGAGACGGCCCGGAGACUGGCCUUCCUGAGACUGGGGCGUGGGCCCAAGCCCCGACGUGCGUCGCUGGCUGAGAGGGUGGUGCCCGCAGGGGAAGCGGCUCCUGAGCCGCCACCCAAGGUCUCAGAGCCCCCAAAGAUGAAGGAGCCAUUGUCAGUCAUUUCCCUUUUUCCAUCCCCACCCUCCAUCAACCCCAAUGUCCUCCUCAACCUCCUUACUCAACCUUAUCCCCAUCCCUGGCUGCCCCAGGGCUGGAGACCUCAGGAGAACCCGGUCAUCAUCUCUGAUGCCCUCCACAUCCUGGCCAGAGGCUAUUUCAGCCUCGGCUCCCUGGGGACUGGGAGGGCACUACUGGUCCCUACUCCUCCCUCCAUCCCUAUCAUCCUCAACUUCCCCAGCCCUCCUUCCUCCUUCCCCUGCCCCCUCCCCCACACCCCUUCUCCUGACCCUUCCUUGCUGGAGAUCCUGAGCCUGAUCCAGCAGCGCGAGCUGGCGCGCGCCGACGAGCACAUCCUGGAACUGGAGGCCGAAGAGCUGGCGUCGUCGGGGGGCGGCGCGCCGGGGCCGCCCAAAGCCGAAGGAGCGGGCGGAGGUCGCCGCGCGCGGGACGUGGCGCUGCUGUACGAGGCCCUGCAGCUCUACCUGCGCGGCUACCACGGCGCGCUGGCGGACUGGCUGGGUGCCGCCGCCCGACGCAGGCUGCCACUGGCCGACCGCUACGCCCUACUGCAUUGGCACAACCAGGUGUACCCCAGGUGA